Rhizophagus irregularis DAOM 181602=DAOM 197198 is the source of this 279-nucleotide messenger RNA. RefSeq lists its product as uncharacterized. The record is from RefSeq and is a predicted model, not a curated record. NCBI's taxonomy places the organism in Eukaryota, Fungi, Glomeromycota, Glomeromycetes, Glomerales, Glomeraceae.
AAGAUAUUGGAAUUAGAAAAUGAUGAAGAAAUAAUAGACAUACCAGUGUGGUAUAUUAAACAAGUGGAAGAGUCAGAAGAAUCCGACUAUGAAAGUGAAUCAGGAGAAUCUGAUUAUGAACAAGAAGAAGGAAAGAAGUUAUAUACAGUAAAAGAAGCAAUAAAAGAAAAGGAAGUAGUAAAAGAAAAUGAGUCUCAAGAAGAUAGUGAAAGUUCCAGUGAAGAAAGCUCGUCUGAUGAUAGUGAAAUAUCUAGUGAAAAUGAGGAUUUAAUUAUAUAA